This is a messenger RNA of Notolabrus celidotus (New Zealand spotty), 2694 nucleotides long. It is a transcript of the gene pstpip1b, whose product is annotated as proline-serine-threonine phosphatase interacting protein 1b. Gene Ontology annotation, molecular function: actin filament binding. The record is from RefSeq and is a predicted model, not a curated record. The transcript has 15 exons. Lineage: Eukaryota; Metazoa; Chordata; Actinopteri; Labriformes; Labridae. Gene Ontology annotation, cellular component: cytoplasm; plasma membrane; actin filament. Gene Ontology annotation, biological process: actin filament polymerization. Bases 215 to 1519 code for a protein of 434 amino acids.
ACAUUGGGGGCUGAGCUCUCUGUGGUCAGUGACAUCAUGGGACAGAAGCUCUUCCUCAUUCAAAAUGACUCACUGGCGUUUGGGCCACUCACGGCUUAACACACAGUUUAUUUGACUUAAUGUCCUGAUGACCUUCAACUACUUAAUUUAAACAAAAGACAAGUUCCUGAUUGAAGAAAGCAACUUUGUGCAGCUCAAGGAAGUCACAACUGAGAUGGCACCACUGAUGUUUAAAGAUGCCUUCUGGGAGUCUGAAUUCACGUGUCACGCUGGAUAUGAGGCCGUGAUCCAGAGGUUACGGGAUGGAAGGCAGAUGUGCAAAGAUGUGGAGGAGCUUCUAAAGAUGAGGGCUCUAGCAGAGGAGAAGUAUGGGAAAGAGCUGGUGACUAUUGCUCGUAAAGCAGGAGGACACACAGAGAUCAGUACCUUGAGAGAAUCCUUUGAGCAAUUAAAAACACAAAUUGAGAACAUUGGAAACUUCCACAUCCAGUUGUCUGAUGUAUUGAAAGAGGAGGUGAAAAAGAUUGAGACAUUUAGAGAGCGGCAAAAGGAGCAGAGGAAGAAGUUUCAGAGCAUCAUGGACAAGGUUCAGAGGAAAAAGGUUUCUAUGUACAAGAAGACUAUGGAGUCUAAAAAAAACUACGAGCUGAGAUGUAAGGAGGCCGACGAGGCAGAGGAAGGGGCUGAGAAGACAAAUGCAUCCAAAACCAAGACAAGGCAUGUCGCUUCCUGUGCUAUAACCACAUCUCAGGUACGUCACAGGGCAAGGCAACACAGACAGACAGCAAACGAAGCAGAAAAACUCUACUCGAACAACAUUCUUCAACUCGAAAGCAUUCGCCAAGACUGGGAAGAAACACACAUAGGCACAUGUGAGGUGUUUCAGCAGCUGGAGGGAGAUCGCAUCAGCAUGCUUAGGUGUGCUCUGUGGGACCACAGCAAUCAUUUCUCCAUGCAGUGUGUCAAAAACGACGAGUUGUAUGAGGAGGUGAGGAAGAUACUGGAAAAGUGCAACAUCAUGAUAGACAACAACUGUUUCAUAGGGAUGAAGGGCACCGGGUCAAGGCCUCCAGAACCCAUAGUGUUUGAGAGCUACUACCGCAGAGACACAUCUAGGGACAACAAUGGCGAUGCUCAUUUUACUGGUGGAGGAAGAGAUCACAUGAUUAGGAGGUCUUCAGAAGGCGGCCGGCUGACAAGCUCUGUGAACAUCAGCAUGAGCAGUCUGCAAAGCUUUCAUUCAGAAGUGACAUCUAGUGGUGAAAUGUCAGCAGGGAGUUCAGAUGACGGAUAUGCACCGCUGCCAUGCCUCCAGCGUGCAGCAUCACUUGCAGCAGUUCCAGCUGUUGAGGACAGCUACUUUGUACUUUAUGAAUACUCUGCACGGGAAGGGGACGAGAUGUCUGUCAGUAGAUGGGACUUGGUGCGAGUCCUAGAGCAAGGAGAAGACGGCUGGUGGAUGGUGGAGAGGCACGGGCAGAUUGGGCUGGUGCCGGGAAACUAUCUAGGCAAAAUGUGAACACACGAAGAGGAAAACAAACGCAAAUACAGACAGACAAAUGACAGCGCACACAAAAGCACGUGUUUUAGUGUGCCGGUCAAACAAGCCAUUUCACCUACAGACUCACAUAUAUAAACAUGCACACAUAUACCACACACACACACACACACACACACACACACACACACACACAAACAUUUAAACAUAUUCGUCAGGCUUUUACACAAGGCCUUCUCUAUGUCAGCAUUUUAAAAGAGGUUAGGACAGAGCAAUAUCGCUUAUUUAUGCAGUAAAGCUUUCAGAUUGAUCAGCAUUAAAUAAUGUGCCUUUAUGUUCUUUGUCACAUUAGCUCUUUUCUUAUUGCAAGUUCAGUUUCCUUUUCAUAUUGCAACAGAAUAAUAUUGGUGUCUCAGUGUGUGAUUCCAGUGUGAGACAUGAACACAGCAGAAGCUUCACAUAUGCACAAAAACUCACCAACCUGCCCACUCAGCCAGCUCACAGAAAUCCACCCUUGCCUCUGUAACGCCUCUAUUGCUGUCUCCAAGUCGUGAGACAACUUGGUUCCACCAUUUUGCCAAUGUAAAAUUCAUAUUGAAGGCAAGUGGCUACAGGGACAUACAUAUUGCACCAUGAACUGGCAGUAAGAAACGGGCUAUUGUAACUGCUACCUCAUGUGUGGUUUAGCUGGUAUUCCUACAUUCCCAUUGAAUACUUUCCAAUAUAAUCACUUUGUACAGAAAGAAAGAUACUGUAUUGGAAAUAUUGAUGGAUGAGAGAGCAUGGUUUCCAGUGAAAUUCUGUUAAUCUGUUGUGUUUUUAGUGAGGUGAAUAAACAAGACUGUUUCAGUUGCUGUUGUCUAUGUUAGCAAAACUAAUUUUGUCAUUUAAAAUGAGCCACUUUGCAAUAAUAGAUUUCCUAACAGUGGGAUUACUUGUCUUAGAUCCUCAAUGUUUAUUAUUUAUAUAAAUUAUGCUUGGGGUAACAUGUUAUAGAAGUACCUGUUUUGGUUUUGUCCCUCAGAUUAUUUGUGUUACCUUUUGUUUGUUGAUAAUGUGUUGCAAGCUGAGAGGGUUACACUGUUCAGUGUAUGCAAUAUUAUCUCUAAUGUCCAUUAUGCUAUUUUCUGACUGCCAUGUAGACCUUCAGCAACUGUACUGUAUAAAACCGUGCCAAUACAAAGUCAAACAGUCAA